Molecule: messenger RNA, 7023 nt
Organism: Monodelphis domestica (gray short-tailed opossum)
Lineage: Eukaryota; Metazoa; Chordata; Mammalia; Didelphimorphia; Didelphidae
Product: ATP-dependent RNA helicase DDX19B
Molecular function (GO): nucleic acid binding; ATP binding; RNA helicase activity
Source: RefSeq, a predicted model, not a curated record
GGGUACCUCGAGAGGUGGUCCUGCCACGCCUCUUUCCUUCUCUUGGUCCCCCAUUCUUUCUCUUGAGAUCCUUAACCUUUUAUUCCCCACCCCCAGUUUAUGGACGAAACCGAGGCGAAGAGCGACGAAGUGACGUGCCCAGGUUGCCCAGCUUGUGCGCGUCGUGGGCAGAUCUGGGGAGGACGCCCGCGCCGGCUCCUUUGUUGGCACUGGUGUGGUUGCGGGGCGGAUUUGGAGCGCUUCUCCUAGGCCGGUUGGCGGCUGGGUUUUCUAACUGCUUAUCUGUGUGGUCGCAUCCCGGCCCCUCACACGGCUGGAGGACGAGUGGUCCAGAGCUUGUGGCUUCCAGGACGGCCCGGAGCCGGCCCGAGGAGAGGCGGGGCCGGGCGCCCGGCAGCGGAAGUGCCGGCCCCUCUCGCCGCCGUGCCGCCAACUCUUGUUGAUCUCUCGGCUGCACCAUCGCUCAUGGGUUCCGCCGUGCCGGCCCUGGAGCCCUACGGGCGGCCCCUCAGCCCCCGGCUCCCCGACUCGUGGGCCCUGGCGGUGGACCAGCAGGAAGCGGCGGCCGAGUCGUUGAGCAACUUACAUCUGAAGGAAGAGAGAGUCAAACCAGAUAGCAAUGGUACUGUUGUCAAAUCCAAUGAUAAUGUAGAAAAGACAGAUGAAGAGGAGAAAGAGGACAGAGCUGCCCAGUCACUGCUAAAUAAGCUGAUCAGAAAUAAUCUUGUUGAUAACACAAAUCAGGUGGAAGUCCUGCAGCGGGAUCCAAAUUCCCCCCUCUAUUCAGUGAAGUCUUUUGAAGAACUUCGACUGAAACCUCAGCUUCUACAAGGAGUUUAUGCUAUGGGUUUCAAUCGACCAUCCAAAAUACAAGAAAAUGCAUUACCAAUGAUGCUUGCUGAACCCCCACAGAACCUGAUUGCCCAGUCUCAGUCCGGUACUGGUAAAACAGCUGCCUUUGUCCUGGCUAUGCUCAGCCAAGUGGAACCAUUGAACAGAUACCCCCAGUGUUUGUGUCUCUCACCCACUUAUGAGCUGGCACUUCAGACAGGAAAAGUGAUUGAACAGAUGGGCAAAUUUUAUCCAGAACUUAAACUUGCUUAUGCUGUUCGAGGCAAUAAAUUGGAAAGAGGUCAGAAAAUCAGUGAGCAGAUUGUCAUUGGCACCCCGGGCACGGUUCUGGAUUGGUGCUCCAAACUCAAAUUCAUCGACCCCAAAAAGAUCAAGGUGUUUGUCCUGGAUGAAGCUGAUGUGAUGAUAGCUACUCAAGGCCAUCAAGAUCAGAGCAUCCGCAUACAGAGGAUGCUCCCUAAGGAUUGCCAGAUGCUGCUUUUCUCAGCCACCUUUGAAGAUUCUGUGUGGAAAUUUGCCCGGAAAGUUGUCCCAGAUCCAAACAUAAUUAAACUGAAACGAGAGGAAGAGACACUGGACACCAUUAAACAGUAUUAUGUGAUGUGCAAUAACCGAGAUGAGAAAUUCCAGGCCCUUUGUAAUCUCUACGGAGCCAUCACUAUUGCUCAAGCCAUGAUCUUCUGUCAUACUCGCAAAACAGCUGGUUGGCUGGCAGCUGAGUUAUCCAAAGAAGGCCACCAGGUGGCCCUCCUGAGUGGUGAAAUGAUGGUGGAACAGAGAGCUGCAGUGAUUGAGCGUUUCCGAGAAGGCAAGGAGAAAGUGUUGGUGACUACCAAUGUGUGUGCUCGAGGUAUCGACGUGGAACAGGUAUCUGUGGUUAUCAACUUUGACCUGCCAGUGGACAAGGAUGGGAAUCCAGACAAUGAAACGUACCUUCAUCGUAUUGGGCGCACGGGGCGCUUUGGCAAACGAGGCCUGGCUGUGAACAUGGUGGACAGCAAGCACAGCAUGAACAUUCUCAACAGAAUCCAGGAACAUUUCAAUAAGAAGAUAGACAGAUUGGACACCGAUGAUUUGGAUGAGAUUGAGAAAAUAGCCAACUGACAAGCAUUGCCUAGAAUUGAUAUACACCUUUUAGACGUGUAUCUCCAGCUCCAUUUGGACUGUUUGUUUUUCAAAUUGGCACAUCUCUCAGCCAUUCACCAAAAAGGACGAAGGCGGGAAUACACAGGAAUUACCUACCUCAUUUCAAAUUAUGUUUGGACUUAAGGAAAAACAGCAAAUUGUGCAAAUAAUGGGGGGAGGUAGAAAGAGAAAAUUUGUUUACAUAAGCUCUUAAGAUUAGGCGUGAAUAUACAGAAAUUUCCUUUUUGGUAAAUUUAUUAUUUAAAGUUAAUGUGUCUCAAUCUUAAAUGUAAACUAAGGACUUGUCACAGCUUUGGUUAAUCUCUGAUUCUUGUGGUAGCAUAUAGAUUUCUCUUCUUUGACCUGGGAUAGGCAUAUCUUAAUGCAUGUACCUGCCUGUAGUUACCUGUAGAAGUGGCAUUGUAGAAGUGAGAAGGAAACUCAGUAGCUGGAACUAUAUGGGGACUCACCACUAGGCCCCAGAGUCAUGUUAAACUAUUUGAUUGGAUGGAAUAAGGGAAUCAGAUGUCUUGUAAGUUAGAUUUCCCAGGCUAGGAUAAUGGUAGCCUACCUGGGGAUACCUUUGCCUUUUUGCUCUUUCUAGUGCGGCAAGGGAUUGACUGAAGAUUGGAAAGAACUUAAAUUUGGAGCCUUUCUUGCAUUUAGGUUUAUAUCCCAGGGUCUAGUCUUAACCUCUGUCUCCAGAUACACUUAAGGGAGGGACUGACUUGUUCUACUAGCAUGAGUCAGUACAAACUCUCGUGUAACAUCAUAGGGACCAUUCUACUUCAUGUGGCUUCCCAGGGAAGCCUCGUAUACAGUAUCCUUCCAGCAUCCCUAAAAUGCUCAUAAAUCCUUCAGCAAUGAUAAAAAAAAAAGUAGUGAAUCCUCUUCAUUGGAAACAGUCACUGAAGACUCUGCUUGUCUGACUGAACUGGAGAAGACAGAAGUAUUUGAAUGAGAUUGGGAGAGACUAUGAAUACCAAGGCCAGCAACAGCACAUAUUGUCACUGGGAUUGUCCAGAUCCAAAAGGGAAAGCUUUGGAGGAAUCACUUGGGAUGUAACAUAUCCUCUCCCAAUAUUGAUUCUAAUUCUGUGUCUGAGGCAGCUGGUAUACAAAUACCUGCAUUCGUGAUUACAAAUAGACUAGAAAUGCCCUAUCAAAUACCCAUUUUAUCUCCAUGGCUGAUUUCAGGUUUAUUUCUUCCUUACUCAUCAGUGGUAACCAAAAAGCACUCUGAGAUCAUCUGGCACUGAAUAUUUUUUAUGAUUAGUCACAGUAAUUGGCUCUUUCUGGUUUCUGAACUGGACUGUGUAUCCUCUUUCAAAAAUGACAGAAGGGCAAGAGUAGUAUGGAGUCCCAACAAGGAUAAAUUAUAGGUGUCUCCAUGCUUCAACUUUGCUACCUUCCUGUUCCCCUAGGACUAGAUAGCUUAUUUUUGAUUUCUCCUCUACAAGGUAUUUCAAGAAGAAAAAUCUCUAUUCUAUUGAACAGAUAGCCAAGACAGGUACCUUUCAAACUGCUCACAUGGAAAGGAGGAAUGGGACGCACAGCUAAUCAGUGCAAACGAGGUAUUUUGGUGGUCCUGAUUUCCUAAACACAAGAGAUCCAAAGGAAAGGGAGAAGGAACCCUUGCAAUCUUUCCAGAAAUGUUGCUGCUGCUCUAGCCUCACUAUCUCAACCCAAAGGACUAGUUAUUUUUAAUAUUGAAGAAUUAUUCCAGACACUAGACAUACUUGUCAUAAAUGGGUUCUGAGUUUUUCUAGCUAGAGGAAUAGAUGUGCAAGAUAGUUGAUUCUGUCUGGUAGGUAUGCUCAUGACAUAGAUUGCUUUAUAGUUGUCCCCUCGGGUUAUAAAGCCUCUUUUUUUUUGCCUGUACGUUGUUGGUGAGAGGCAGAGGCCAUAGGAUGCUUUGAUAAAAUUUGCUUCUGUCUAAGAAUGGGCCUAUCUUAAUAUCUGCUCUGUUGAGCUCUAAUCAGGGUAGGUCAUACAUAACAAAACUGCUCCAUCAUCUUCAACUUCUUAGUUUAUCUUUGUGAAUGUUUUUUUCUUAAUUUCCUUAAUGCGGUUGGUUCCAUUUUCCAUUCUCAUUCUUAGUACAGCCCCAUUCUUAAACACAAGGGAAUUUCAAGCGAAUCUUUACCUUUUUUCAUAAAUGGACCUAAAUGGACAGAAGGAUGGGUUAGUGAAGUUAGGUGGAGAUGUUUUCCUAACCUGAGAAAUCUGAUGAGGGCUGGGCAGAGCACGAUUCCUGGUAGGGGACAGCAUAUUCACAGGGGCUCUUUUAUCCUACAGAUCUAAGAGGACCAAGGCCAGUGAGCCUCCAAAGGAUUCUGUAGCAGGAGUGAAAAUUGGUCCAGUUGGGGUGACUGGAUCAUUCUUGGAUCUGGUAUUUUUCCUCCCUUGAAGAGGAUUCUCUGCCCUUUUUUUGUCAGUUCUUUGUCUUUGCCUUGUCUGUCAAGUUUCUUAUGAGGGUCCAGGAACUGUGGAAUAGCACUGCCUCCCAUGAGAGGUUAUUGGCCUCCUUAAUGAAAUCUGCUGAGAUGUAGAGAGCAAGGUAGUGGAUGAUGUAGAGCAUAUGUGGCAGGGAAGAGAGAAGAAUGAAAACACCAACCUAGAACUGCUUUAGUAGGAGAGGUUUCUGCUUUUUGUGUCUUUAAGCAAAGUUGCUACCUAUGUCGAGUUAGAACUCUGAAUAUACUGCCUGUCAAUAGAAAAAAAAGUCUUCAUUGGUCACUUGAGCAUCCUAUGUAUUGACCAUAUGGAUAAGAGAUGCCUAGUUGUAUUCCCUACUUUGUUAUGUUAACAGAUUUUAACCAAUUAUGAAAAACAUGUUACUAAGGGUUUUUAAAUUUUAUCAAUAUAGGAAGAUAGGGAACAACAUAGUUUUGGUUGCUGGGCUUUAUUUAUUUAACCCCCUGCUGUUGACUAUAUAAUGUGUUGGCACAUGGUUUUAUAGGUUUGUGUAUCUGCUGAAAUGGUUAUUCUGUACCUUUAACCCUAGGACGUCCACUGUAUCAAAGACUAAAUGCAUAGAAACUCAAAUCACAGGGACAUUUUGAAGCCAACCCCUUUUGGGGGCCUCACACUCCUGAUCUCUGAUUUAAAAAACCAACAAACAAAAGGGCUAUUUGGUGGCACGACAAGGUCUCCAGGGAAAAGGCAAUAGAAGUAAAUAAAAUGUUAUGUUCUACCUCCUCCGUCUAGAGGAUAGAGAUGAAUGGGGUUUUAGAGUUGUUUUUAUCACCACUUUUUUUUUUAUUAACAUCAAGACGGUGUUGUACACUGCCCCAGGAAUUAAGACAUUUUUAAAGAUUGUGAGAUUAGACAGAGAAAAGUUUAUGAAAGAGGCAAGUCCUGAAUUUGACCUUGAAAGAGAAGUAUGGAGUUUAAGGUAACAGGAAUUCAAAGGCCAUGCUAGACACAAGGAUGCUUUAUAUGCGAAGAGCCAAAGAUUCGAGAAGAAACAUGGUGUUUAUGGAGGGACUGAAGGGAAAGUGAGUGAAUACAGGGGAGAACAGAUGAGAUCUAGAGAGAAAGGCCAGUAAAGGCCUUGCAGAAGAAGGGAAAUUUGAACUUGGGCCAUCCAUAGGAAAUCGUAAAUCCUUAAGGUGGUGAAACAAUAGGAUUGGACGUCUAGGAAGAUUAAUAUGGAGAAGAUGAGGCUUGUCUCCAUAUGUUCGUAUGGAGUGUUUCACUGAUGUCGUGGCCUAUAGUAAGCUCCCUUGAUUCUGGGGCCUCCCAGGGGACAAGAUCUGAGUAUAUAAUAGCUUUAGGUGCAGAGCAUGAAUUAGUAAAUUAGGGAAGCGUUUCGGGGAUAGUUCGGCUCUCGCCCUCAGCUGAAAUACUGGUGACACCCCUUUAGUCAGACCUUGGGCCUUCCUUGUAGGCAGCUUUGUGUUCCAGUGCCAAGGAGUGGAGGCAUAAGAGAUUGUAAAAAGGUCUUCACACUCCCAAGAAGUUUUUUUUAACUUUUCAGAUGAAUACUUUGGGGUUCAUUGGCUCUCUGGCCUAUAUGCUGAACUAGAGGUGGUUCAGAGAAGAAUAUCUAGUCUGUGGGCUCGGGGGCCCUUCAUGUCCAUCGUUGUACUGUGAACCUGUUAUUACUACUCGCCAAGGGAAGCCAGGCACAAUUCUUAGAAAACCAAACGCCUGUUACUGCACUAAAUUCCUGGGGAAGAUUCCACCCCCGGUCAAGGGAAACCUGGGGCUGGUUUUCUUAGGGAGCACUCAGCUAUGCCAGCCCAGUGAAAGUAGGCCAAUUCUCAAUAAUGUUUCGGUUGUUAAUUUUAUUAACUUAUAAGACGAACUGAAUCAUACUGUAACAGACAAAUUAAAUGGUUUAUUUUCUGAUCAACACAGACAAUGAUUUUUCCCUUAACUUCACUGGAUGACAGUCUCUUGUGUCAUUGUUGCCUUUUUCUGAACACCUUGGUCCUGGAGGGGAUGGUUUGAGGUACAAAUUGGGUAACUGCGGAGUCUGCAAAGUAAAAGAAAAACUGAUGAUUACAGGGGAGUCUAGCUAUAAAUGAACCAUUAACAGAUCUCUGGGCAAGUUGGUGCUAAUCAUUUUCUUCGGCCAUCAAUUCAUUAUGGCUCCCAUUUAUGUGCUGAAUCCAUAGCCACUCGGUGACCUGUAGCCUGCAGGUACUUAGGAUGUUUAUAAAACAGUAUCAGUUGUAUUUCUGGAGUCUUGUGUGAGGCUGCUUUAAAAUGUUAAGUUCAUUUACCUAAUGAAUGUCUAAUUGUCAAACUCAUAAUGGCUUCUUAUGAAAUGGGUUGUAUAUGAGCUGCAAAGGUCAUUUAGGUUUCACAUCUGUCUCCCUUGAGAAACCGCUGAAACAUAUUUCCUUUUUGGGUCCCAUUUUGCCUUCUCUAAGAUGGUUGGUGAAAUGUUUAUUUCAUAUUCUCCAGAAACUUCAUGAGUAUAAAUGUAUAAAUAGAAUACAAGCUCCCUGAGAUUAGGGAUUGUCUGUUUUUGUACCCCCAGCACAGUGCCUGACAUACAGUAGGUGCUUAAUAAAUGUUGGCUUACUGAUUAGUA